AGGAAGAUCAAUUCCUCAGACAUAGCAAAGCUAUCUAAAAAACCUGCAUAUAACAAGUUUUCCAUUUUCUCAAGUCAAUUAAGCAUUCAAUCAAUGGCAGGUAUUGCAUCUGGAAUCUGCAACCUUGCUGUGGGCACAGGCGAUGCUCGCCGCCGGCAAACACAAGCACAAUGUUGUCCCAACGGCAACGUUCCCCCUCCUGCUCCUGCUCCUGCUCCUGCUCAUGCGCCUGCGCAGUCAUCUGAAGAAUUCACCUAUUCAAAUGCUGGAAAGCAAAAUAUCAAAGGUCUUACUAAUCAAACUGGUUAUGUUAAGGGUAAUGCUAAUGGAGUCAUCAACUUUGGCACCUUGACAUCAUCUGCUAGGCAAGCAUGAAUGAAUCCUUUUGAUAACAUGCAUGAAGCAAUAAUGUAUAUCUGGUUGAGGCAACUCAAUAUAAUUAUUACUAAGUAAAUAAAUUCUGCUUUGUUGCUUUAGCAUUUUAUAAUGUGUGUGUUACUCGGAUCAUAACCAUAAUAAUAUGUAGAUAAAAUAAAAUAUGGGCUGAA
Messenger RNA from Medicago truncatula (barrel medic), 548 nucleotides. RefSeq lists its product as uncharacterized. The record is from RefSeq and is a predicted model, not a curated record. Lineage: Eukaryota; Viridiplantae; Streptophyta; Magnoliopsida; Fabales; Fabaceae. The transcript has a single exon. Bases 94 to 375 code for a protein of 93 amino acids.